AGUUUUCAGCAAUUAUAAUAAUUCAAAUAGUAGUUAUAUUUAAACAAAAAGAAAAAUGGGAUCGAAGGCAAUUUGGCUAAUUGUUUUGGCUAUUAUUCUUGUGACAACAUCAAAGGUUGCAGCUAGGAAGUUGGAUCAGAGUUCCAUCACUUCCUUGAAAAAGGGAGAGACAAGUGAGGCAAAUGACGCCAAAUUUCUCGGAGGAGGGUUUCCCGGAAUCGGCGGACUUCCAACAGUAGGAGGAGUAUUUCCUGGAAUGGGAGGACUUCCAACAAUAGGAGGAGGAGGAGGACUUGCCGGAAUCGGAGGACUCCCUGGAUUGGGAGGACCCUCAGGAAUUAGUGGAGGAGGACUUCCAGGAAUCGGAGAACUUCCAAAAAUAGGAACACUUCCUAAAAUCGGAGGACCUUCGGGAAUUGGAGGAGGAGGACUUCCAGGUAUUAGGAGCACUUCCAAAAAUCGGAGGACCUUCAGGAAUAGGAGGUCCUCCAGGAAUUGGAGGACUUCCCAAAAUCGGAGGACCUUCGGGAAUUGGAGGAGGAGGACUUCCAGGUUUAGGAGCACUUCCAAAAAUCGGAGGACCUUCGGGGAAUUGGAGGACUUCCAGGAAUAGGAGCACUUCCAAAAUUUGGAGGUCCUCCAGGAAUUGGAGGAGGAGGACUUCCAGGAUUUGGACUUCCUGGAAUUGGAGGGAAAGGAGGAGUUUUUAAAACUGAAAGACUCCCUUGAUCUAACUAAUUAAUUAUUAAAGAAUAUCUAUGAAGAAUAUCCAAGGUGGUUAUAUAUAUAUAGGUAAUAAUUUUGUUGCUGAAAGUAUGAAUAAAUGUAUAUGACAAAAGAUUGUGUUGGAGUGAUAACUAAUUUUUUAUUUUUAAUUAGAUGCUUCAAACCUGGAUAUGCAUGUAAUGGCUUUUGACAGGAAGCACUUUAUCUUUGAUGUGUAACUUUUCGAUAUGAAUUUGAAUAAACUAGACUCAAAUACAAAUAUCAAA
This is a messenger RNA of Solanum lycopersicum (tomato), 992 nucleotides long. RefSeq lists its product as uncharacterized. The record is from RefSeq and is a predicted model, not a curated record. NCBI's taxonomy places the organism in Eukaryota, Viridiplantae, Streptophyta, Magnoliopsida, Solanales, Solanaceae.